ACUACUGUAUGCACGAGAACGCGCGAACAAGUUGACAUCACACAGCAUGUCAGAGGAGGCGGCGGUGAUCUACUUCAAAUGCUCUGAGACGCGAGUACCUCCGGUCAUCCGGAGGGUCCUGCUGCGGAAGGGAUGGGUCGAGUGGGACAAAGACAAGGACCCUGAAGAGCUGUGGUCGCUCCACUGGAAGAGUGGGAGGUUCAAGCUCAGCGACUGGGACAGGUGCCUCUCCCACCAACGGAUCAACCACUGCCCCAAGAGCAGCAACAUCACAAAGAAGGACAACCUGCACCGGAACAUCAAACGGCUGGCAGGCUCCUACGGCCCGAUCUUCAACUUCGUCCCCACCACGUUCGUGCUGCCCAACGAGUACGUCGCCUUCAUGCGCGAGUACGCUGAGAGGGAGGAGGAGAAGCCUCUCUGGAUCUGCAAGCCGUCCGACUCGAGCCGAGGACGAGGAAUCUUCUUGAUCUCCGACAUGUCUCAGCUGGUGUACGACCAGCAGUACGUGGUGCAGGAGUACAUCGCCAACCCUCUGCUGGUGGGAGGGUUCAAGUUCGACCUCCGUCUCUACGUCCUCGUCACCUCGUUCCAUCCGAUCCGCUGCUACCUGUACAGGGAGGGUCUAGUGAGGUUCGCCACGGAGAAGUACUCCAAGGACUCUUCCUCCAUCGCUAACCUGUUCGCUCACCUCACCAACUCCUCGAUCAACAAGUUCUCCCCCUCCCUCGACGAGCACAAAGACACAGUGGGUUCGGGGUGCAAGUGGACGCUGACGAGGCUCAGGAAGUACCUGAGCAGUGCAGGGGUGGACGACUCGCUCCUCUUCGAGAGGAUCAAGCACAUCAUCAUCCUCACCACCCUCGCCCUCUGGCCCAAGAUCCCCCGGCAGACCUCCGGGUUUGAGCUCUUCGGGUUCGACGUGAUGGUGGACAGCGAGCUGAAGCCCUGGCUGAUCGAGGUCAACUCCUCUCCUGCCCUCGCCACCGACACGGAGCUCGAC
This is a messenger RNA of Guillardia theta CCMP2712, 1003 nucleotides long. RefSeq lists its product as hypothetical. The transcript is spliced from 6 exons. NCBI's taxonomy places the organism in Eukaryota, Cryptophyceae, Pyrenomonadales, Geminigeraceae. The annotation marks the transcript as partial. Gene Ontology annotation, molecular function: tubulin-glutamic acid ligase activity; tubulin binding. Gene Ontology annotation, cellular component: cilium. Gene Ontology annotation, biological process: microtubule cytoskeleton organization; protein polyglutamylation. The record is from RefSeq and is a predicted model, not a curated record.